AUGAUCUGGUCCACUUGCCUCCGAGAGCGAGCAGUGCCGGCUGGAGCGACAACAGCACCGCAGUCGCCGGCACCAUGCAAGCGGGAUGAGAAAGUGCCGUCUUUCUGCAUACCUUUCCGCUUCGGUCGAUCACAGAUCGUCAAAGCCAACCCAGAGGACAUUGCACCGCUGCCCCAUGGCGAUGACGGCGCCGAAAGUCCAUGCGGACAGCCAGGCGUGCUCAACUCGAUCAAGUGCUGGUUGGGCUGGGGCAAAAAGCCAUGGCCGCUUCCUCCGGACGAUGUUUUCUACGGGAUCAAGCUGACGCCAGACGAUCUGAAAGACUACGAGCUUGGACAAGUGGUCAAGUGGCGCGAAAUCUUCCUCACGCCAUUCUUUGGUCUGGAUGCUGAUCGCUUAAAGGCCUGGCAGCUGCUCUUCGUCACCACGGGUGGUCCCAAAGCUAGCCCUUACAAGCAAGUCACGGUCACCACCAUCAUCGUCCCGCCCAAUAGCAAGGGCGACAGAGUGAUUGCCUACCAGCGUGAGCGUGCGACGCGCGCGCUUGCUCUCAAAAGAACGCCUAACACUCUUCCCCCCGCCCCCGCCCCUCGCAGCCAAGACAAAUUCUGCCAGCUCGCUUUGGCGUACCUCGUACGCUCUACGUGCCGGUGGCAGCCAAUCCAGCAACUCAAUGUCCGAGCUGGUAUUUUUAGGACCCAUGCUCGAUCGUGGCUGGAUCUGCGCGGUUUCGGAUUACCUGGUGCGUGCCGACCGACCGACCGACGACUGUCGAGCAAGUUGAUUAUCCAUUGACCUUUGCUGCCGUGCACACUUCCUGCUCGAAUCUACGAUGUGCCUGCCUAAACCACCAGGGCCAGAACGACGCUUUUGGCGCGGGCCUGCAGUCCGGACACGCAGUAUUGGACGGCAUUCGAGCAGUGAUGGAGUUUUCCCAGUUGAAACUAGAUCGAGUCAAUCUGCGCGUGGUGGGUUACGGCUAUAGCGGAGGUGCGAUAGCGACGGGCUUCGCUGCGCAGCUAGCUCGGAGUUACGCUCCCGAUGUCGAAGCCAAGAUGCAAGGCUGGUGCCUGGGUGGACUGCCGGUCGAUCUGAAACAGAUCGCCAUGCAUGUCAACAACACGCUCGUGGCUGGUGUCAUUGUUGGCGUUGUGCAGGGUCUGGUAGGUGAAAGAGCACGAGGCUUGUAGAGUCAGGCAACUUUCUGCUGACCAUGCCGAGAGCUUGUAGGCCAACACCUAUCCGCAGCUCCAGCAGUAUCUCGCCGAUAGCCUGACCAGUGCAGCGAGCAACUUUUUCUCUCAAGCAAAAUUGACCGGCUUUUGGUCCGUCGUUCGAGCUUCAGCAGGCGCAGAUAUCCUCGGCCUCAUCUCGGGCAACACAAGCAGCGAUCCGAGCUAUUUCAAGCCGACUUUUGAUCUCAUGACCGACAAAGUGCCAGCCAUGGUGAUGGAGGAGAACCGCAUGGGGGCUGAUCCAAAACAGGUGCCGCGCAAGCCGCUGCUCAUAGCUUGCAGCCUUCACGAUGAGAUUGUGCCCAUCAAGGCUCCAGACGAGCUUGUAGAGAGAUGGGGUAAAGGUGGUGAGCAGGUGAUCCACUGCAGAGCCCCAAUAGAUUUUCUGACGCGUGUGUGUGUGUCCCACAGGCGCGACUAUCGAGUACAUUCGGGACCAGCUGUCUGCGCAUGUAGGUAGAAUGUCGCAUUGCAAGAGAAGCCUACACGUGCGCCCCACUUGACGCGGGAUAGCAUCCCUCCCCACAGGCUUUGCUUUCGUUCACAUCCUAUUCUGCCUGUGUGCGAUGGAUGGGAGAACGGCUGGAAGGCAAAGCGAACGAGGCAAAAGCAGGCAAGCCUUGGAUCCGUAAUCUGACCACAACGCUGACGGAUGAUGGGGACGAAGAGCUGCGUGAGUGAGGGAGUUGAAGAGAGCGUAGUAAAGCGAGCGUAGGGGAUCAGUGUUCAGUAGGACUCACUUGCUAGCACCCACUCACGCACAACAGUCGGCAAGCGUCGUUACGAUGACCUCAAGAACACCUGCGAGAGACGUCAAAGGGAGAACUUUUGGUGUUGA
Molecule: messenger RNA, 2073 nt
Organism: Ceraceosorus bombacis
Lineage: Eukaryota; Fungi; Basidiomycota; Exobasidiomycetes; Ceraceosorales; Ceraceosoraceae
Source: the annotation of a GenBank genome assembly